AGGGGAGAGGAGGGCUGUUGCCGCGUGUGGAGGUUGCGUUUACCUGGUGAGCGGUUGUCGCUGGACACCGGAAGGGCCUCAUGGCGGUCCGUGCGUCGUUCGAGAACAACUGCGAGAUCGGCUGCUUUGCCAAACUUACCAACUCCUACUGCCUGGUGGCCAUCGGAGGGUCGGAGAACUUCUACAGUGUGUUCGAGGGCGAGCUUGCUGGUACCAUCCCCGUAGUGCACGCGUCCAUCGCCGGCUGCCGCAUCAUCGGGCGCAUGUGUGUGGGGAACAGGCAUGGUCUCCUGGUGCCCAACAACACCACUGACCAGGAGCUACAGCACAUUCGCAACUGCCUCCCAGACAGCGUGCAGAUCCGGCGGGUGGAGGAACGGCUCUCAGCCCUGGGCAAUGUCACCACCUGCAACGACUACGUGGCCUUAGUCCACCCAGACCUGGACAGGGAAACAGAAGAAAUCCUGGCGGAUGUGCUAAAGGUGGAAGUCUUCAGGCAGACAGUGGCUGACCAGGUGCUGGUAGGAAGCUACUGUGUCUUCAGCAACCAGGGAGGGCUGGUACAUCCCAAGACUUCAAUUGAGGACCAGGAUGAGCUGUCUUCUCUCCUUCAGGUCCCCCUUGUGGCAGGCACUGUGAACCGAGGCAGUGAGGUGAUCGCUGCUGGAAUGGUGGUGAACGACUGGUGUGCCUUCUGUGGCCUGGACACCACCAGCACAGAGCUGUCAGUGGUGGAGAGUGUCUUCAAGCUGAAUGAAGCCCAGCCUAGCACCAUUGCUACCAGCAUGCGGGAUUCCCUCAUUGACAGCCUCAGCUGAGUCACCUUCCAUACUGGUCCCGGCUUGGAUUUUGGCUCCCUCUCAGUGUUCCACCCAGUCUGUCCUGAAUGCUGGCAGGGCAGUGGCAGAGAACUCACCUGGACUCGUGGCUGUAUGCCCAGCCUUUCUUCAUCUGUGCCCAUCUCCUGAAUCUAUAGUUACUGCAGAAAUGUGCCACUUCAUGCUGGCUGGCAGGUCCUAUGGCUUCUGGCUGAGAGCUCUGUUGUCUGUGCCACCCCAUUAAAGGACAACUUCCUCUGGC
Molecule: messenger RNA, 1080 nt
Organism: Budorcas taxicolor (takin)
Lineage: Eukaryota; Metazoa; Chordata; Mammalia; Artiodactyla; Bovidae
Gene: EIF6
Product: eukaryotic translation initiation factor 6
Exons: 7
Coding region: 81-818 (245 amino acids)
Biological process (GO): maturation of LSU-rRNA; maturation of 5.8S rRNA; ribosomal subunit export from nucleus
Cellular component (GO): nucleolus; cytosol; preribosome, large subunit precursor
Molecular function (GO): ribosomal large subunit binding
Source: RefSeq, a predicted model, not a curated record